AGCGGUACUAACAAUACGCAGCAUUCUUCUUUUCCUCUGGUUCCGUCGUUCCCUUUUUCCCUUGGCUGCCUGACCGGCCACCCGAAAGAUGUUCCGAAUUGGAUUAAAAUUUCCGUGCAACGGUCUAAAUAGGGUCAAAAAGCAUGGAUCUUCCAGAUUGUAUUGGACAACCAGGUGUUUUGAGACACGUGCACGAAUUAAAUAUGACCAGGAAUAUAGGUUUUUCAAGAAUGCCAGGCUUAUGUGUAAAAAGUCAGUGGAUUCACCAAAAAGUGAGAAAGGUGUGAACAAGGCACUGUUAACUCUGACUGCUGUGGCAAUAGGAGCCUCGGGUGUGUGGUUUUAUAUAAAGCGUUCAGAAUUCAGUCCAUCUCUUGAAGAUUGGCAACCUAGCAUAGGCAAGACAAUUCAGGACAUCUUUCAGGAGAAAUCAUCCUUUUUGGAAUUCAUAGGUUCAUUCUAUGAGUCAUUCAAGAAAACGCUAAGUGGAUCUGUAGAUACAGAAAAAAAAACUCAGACAAAAUUAGAAGAAUAUACACCACCAAAGCCAGCUUUUGUACCACUCGUUGAUAAGAAGGAACCACCUAUUAAUGAUCCUUAUACAGAAAUAAGAUUAAGUAAAGAAAAAGGAGAAGAAAUUGAAAUCGUGGCCGAAAAACCUCAGCCACCUGCCAAGGUUGUACCUGAUGAAUUGAUGCCAGAAAACCUGGUUGAGCUAGAAGCAUCUGCCGGCGAAACUGCGUCCAAAGCUAUCGCAGCUUAUCAAAAAGCAGCGUCUGCUAUUCAAGAUUAUAAUCGAGAGGUGAUACAAGUCGUGGAGAGUGUUAAUGCCACUGUUGGUAGCUCUGUCUGGAACAGACUGAAAGAUGCAACAGAAAAGAGGAAGGAGGCCGUUCAAGAAGCAGAAGACCACGCUAAUCAAGCACUUGAUUCACUUAAGAAGAUGUUUAAUUUAAUCGAUGAUCCUAAAUUGAAGGCGCCGUCGCACGUGAAAACAGCUGCUCGAAGAAACAUCAAGAAAAUCUUGGAUGAUGUAUACGACGCGAAGCAAAAGCAUAAGUCAGAAAUAAAAACUGGCAAUAUCACCGAACAUUAUUGGAAACAGGUGAAAACUGCCCGUGAAAAUCUUAACGAAGAACUUCAAAUAUUAUUUCCCGAUAUCAAUAUUCAUGAAAAAAAAUUGGCCAUCGAUGAAGAUACCUUUGACUUAUUCGUCUUACACAUGUACAAUAAAGUGAACAGCUUACAAAAGGAAUUGGAAAAAUUGAGGACUGUCAACAAACGCAAACUCAAGGCAGCGUUAAAAUCAUCGGGUGACGUAAUGACUGAGGAAAGAUUGGACACCCUGGUAUGCCUUGAAUUGGAUAAGGAGAAGCAGAUUCUUCAGGACGAAUUCAGUAAAAAGGUAAGAGAAUUACCUACAUUUAAAAAUCUCCGAUUACUCUUAUAUUCAAAAUAA
Messenger RNA from Frieseomelitta varia, 1459 nucleotides. It is a transcript of the gene Mitofilin, whose product is annotated as MICOS complex subunit Mic60-like. The coding region runs from base 89 to 1459 and encodes 456 amino acids. Gene Ontology annotation, biological process: cristae formation. The transcript is spliced from 9 exons. Gene Ontology annotation, cellular component: MICOS complex. The record is from RefSeq and is a predicted model, not a curated record. Lineage: Eukaryota; Metazoa; Arthropoda; Insecta; Hymenoptera; Apidae.